Messenger RNA from Diabrotica virgifera virgifera (western corn rootworm), 728 nucleotides. RefSeq lists its product as uncharacterized. Bases 105 to 602 code for a protein of 165 amino acids. The record is from RefSeq and is a predicted model, not a curated record. Lineage: Eukaryota; Metazoa; Arthropoda; Insecta; Coleoptera; Chrysomelidae. The transcript is spliced from 2 exons.
CACGUGCCAGUAUUUUUAAUAGUGUGUUUAAUUAAUUCUCGAUUUUGAAGCCGAGAAGAAAAAAGUCGUCUGUGAGCCUUUAUUGUGAAAUAUCAAAUAAUACAAUGCCUAGACGUAAAAAAGGAGGAGAUCUUGCCAGUUCUGCAGCGAAACGGCGGAAACAAAAAGAACAUAGAAGAAAUGAAACGGAAGAAGAGCGCGAAGCACGUUUACAAAAUCAACGAAUUAGGAUGAGAACUCUGAGAAGCACAAAAAAUGAAGAAAGAAAAGAGAACGAAAGUAUAGAAGAAUCGAGAAUUUUAAAAGAUAAUUUAACAAAGGAAGCAUUCCACUACGAACCGACGAAAAAAUAUUACAAUCAUAAGCAUGUUGUGAUCGGAAAAAUGGAUAACAUUUGCCAAUUUUGCCACGCGAAAAAAUUCAGUAAAGAAACAGCAGGUCUCUGUUGCAUGAAUGGAAAAAUUCGACUACCACCACUGGAAGCACCUCCACAGGAAUUUCUACAUUACAUGACCGGGGAAACACAAGAAUCAAAACACUUUCUUCAAAAUAUAAGAUUAACCUCAAAGAACCCUGCUUCUCUCACGGUCAGCUAUAUGUAGCUUGCUCAAGGGUAGGAAAUCCGAAAAAUCUAUAUAUAUACUCCAGACAAUAAAAUGAAAAACGUUGUUUAUAAGCAAAUAGUGUAAAAAAUGAGCGAAUGUUUUCAAUAAAUUUUUUUACUAUUA